This is a messenger RNA of Coregonus sp. 'balchen', 4739 nucleotides long. The record is from the annotation of a GenBank genome assembly. NCBI's taxonomy places the organism in Eukaryota, Metazoa, Chordata, Actinopteri, Salmoniformes, Salmonidae.
AUGGAACAAGUUGUCCAGUUCUGGAGUGCUGGUUUGUCCAGGAGAAACCAGGUAGAGGUGGGGGCUUCCAUGCUGCUAUGAGCCAGGAGAAGACACUACUUUACAUCAAUACAGACCCAGACAGUGAAGAAACCAGGUCAAAGCAGGGACGAUCUACAGACCAUGAUAGAGUCUACUACGUCACUGGUCAGUACUUAUCAUUAUACACUGCUCAAAAAAAUAAAGGGAACACUUAAACAACACAAUGUAACUCCAAGUCAAUCACACUUCAGUGAAAUCAAACUGUCCACUUAGGAAGCAACACUGAUUGACAAUACAUUUCACAUGCUGUUGUGCAAAUGGAAUAGACAACAGGUGGAAAUUAUAGGCAAUUAGCAAGACACCCCCAAUAAAGGACUGGUUUUGCAGGUGGUGACCACAGACCACUUCUCAGUUCCUAUGCUUCCUGGCUGAUGUUUUGGUCACUUUUGAAUGCUGGCGGUGCUUUCACUCUAGUGGUAGCAUGAGACAGAGUCUACAACCCACACAAGUGGCUCAGGUAGUGCAGCACAUCCAGGAUGGCACAUCAAUGCGAGCUGUGGUAAGAAGGUUUGCUGUGUCUGUCAGCGUAGUGUCCAGAGCAUGGAGGCGCUACCAGGAGACAGGCCAGUACAUCAGGAGACGUGGAGGAGGCCGUAGGAGGGCAACAACCCAGCAGCAGGACUGCUACCUCCGCCUUUGUGCAAGGAGGAGCAGGAGGAGCACUGCCAGAGCCCUGCAAAAUGACCUCCAGCAGGCCACAAAUGUGCAUGUGUCUGCUCAAACGGUCAGAAACAGACUCCAUGAGGGUGGUAUGAGGGCUCGAGCACAUGUGACAGAUGUGACAGAGUCUGGAGACGCCGUGGAGAACGUUCUGCUGCCUGCAACAUCCUCCAGCAUGACCGGUUUGGCGUGGGUCAGUCAUGGUGUGGGGUGGCAUUUCUUUGGGGGGGCCGCACAACCCUCCAUGUGCUCGCCAGAGGUAGCCUGACUGCCAUUAGGUACCGAGAUGAGAUCCUCAGACCCCUUGUGAGACCAUAUGCUGGUGCGGUUGGCCCUGGGUUCCUCCUAAUGCAAGACAAUGCUAGACCUCAUGUGGCUGGAGUGUGUCAGCAGUUCCUGCAAGAGGAAGGCAUUGAUGCUAUGGACUGGCCCGCCCGUUCCCCAGACCUGAAUCCAAUUGAGCACAUCUGGGACAUCAUGUCUCGCUCCAUCCACCAACGCCACGUUGCACCACAGACUGUCCAGGAGUUGGCUGAUGCUUUAGUCCAGGUCUGGGAGGAGAUCCCUCAGGAGACCAUCCGCCACCUCAUCAGGAGCAUGCCCAGGCGUUGUAGGGAGGUCAUACAGGCACGUGGAGGCCACACACACUACUGAGCCUCAUUUUGACUUGUUUUAAGGACAUUACAUCAAAGUUGGAUCAGCCUGUAGUGUGGUUUUCCACUUAAAUUUUGAGGGUGAUUCCAAAUCCAGACCUCCAUGGGUUGAUACAUUUGAUUUCCAUUGAUCAUUUUUGUGUGAUUUUGUUGUCAGCACAUUCAACUAUGUAAAGAAAAAAGUAUUUAAUAAGAUUAUUUCAUUCAUUCAGAUCUAGGAUGUGUUAUUUUAGUGUUCCCUUUAUUUUUUUGAGCAGUGUAUAUUAAAUAGGACAAUCUCUUUAGAAAUUAUGACUGAUUUGAGUGACAAACCAGUGGCUGUUAAAGGUGCAGUCAGUCAAUUUGGUGUGACACCAAGCCUCUAAUUUCAAUUAUACAAGGCUACAAGAGCGUUGCCAUUUUAGACAGAGCUUUUCAGAAAAAUAAAUGUUAUUUCAUUGAAAGGAUAACUUCUAUAGACAAAUCUCCCCCUCUCUCCUCAGACCCAGCAGCUACCCUCUGCAGUUCUUCUCUGCACCCACCAGAGGGCUCAGUCCAGAAGCCACAGUGCGAGAUCAACCCCUUCAUGCCCCAGCCAUCCACCGUCCAAUGGACAGUCCCACUCACGGACUCUGCCCACAGUCCUAUCUACCUGCAAGCCGACUGGUACUCUGCUGCCUUGCAGGGCCUUGACGGACAACUGGGCCUCUCCAAUGUCAUGCGUGCUCCCACAGCAACCAAGGAACCCAAUGGUAUGACUGAAAAGGAAUGAAAUUCUUCUUGAGCAAGGGUUGUAAACAACAGACAGAUUGUCAUAUUUAACCAUUAUAAGUGAUAAAAAUGGACUUCUAAUCAAAAUGACAUGGUGUUACCAACACCACAGUGAUAGUGACUUAUUAUUAACCAUAAUUUAAAUGAAUUUGUCAUACACCAUGAAGAAGUAUAGCAACCAGUGAUGUUUAUUACCACGUAAUGUCACAGGUAAAGUAGUAUUAAAGUGUAACGUCUCUCUCCUACCCCUCUCUCUCUCCCAGUGGUGCUCAGUGUGUCCAGUAGAACCUCCAUGAUCCGUUCCAGACUCGGGGAACCAGUGGUUCUAGACUGUGGGUUCUGGGUGGAGGCCUCUUCUCCUCUCUCUGGCUCUGGCUUCGCCGUGGAGUGGCGCUACCAGUUCAGGGGCGAUGGACGUCUGGUCCUGGCCUACGACGGCAAGAGUGACCGAUUUGCCGAGACCCAGGAAGAGGGAGCGGGGCUAGACUUCACGGCUCUGCACGAGACAGGAAAUGCAUCACUGAUCCUGCAGGAAGCUCAAGUGCGCCACUCAGGAACCUACAUCUGCACGGUGUACUUGCCCUAUCUCCUGGCUCAGGUGGUAGUGGAGCUGGAGAUUGUAGGUGAGGAGAGAUGAAUAUGCUUGAUUAGUCUGCCAAUACUAAAGCAUUGCAAUGUUUGUUUUAGAUCUGUUUGGUAGAAUCUCAGCCCCUAUGUAUUUACAUGUUUAUUCACUGAAACAACUAGUGUAACACCAUAUACAGUACAUUCUUAUAAUGGUAUAUCAUGGUCAACUAAAUGGCAUUAGAUUAUAUGCCAUAAGUGUGUAUUAUCCUAUCUUAACUAAUUCUCUCCCUCCUCUUUCUCCCUCUAUCUCUCCCAGAGCCUCCGUCCCUCUCCAUCUUCCCCUCCCCGCUCCCUCUCUCCGUGCCCGGACAGGUGGUGACGGUGCAGUGCGAGGCGUCAGGAUUCUCCCCCCUCUCCAUGGAGUUCCGCUGGGAGUUAACAGGGCCAGAUGGUAGGGUCAGGCCCCUGAGUCAGGGAAGCGUGACGGGCCACAGACAGGGCCCAGACAGCACUUACAGCCAGACCAGCCGUCUGGAGUUGGACUCAGCCAAGCUGGACCUGGGCCGCGGCGGGGAGGUCACCUGUGUGGCGGUCCACCCUGGAGGCACCCGGCGGGCCAGCGUCACCCUCAAUGUCACCGGUGAGAGAAUUUAAUAGAGCUGCAUUGAGUUGAUGGAUGUUGCCCCUAUCCACUGAUUCAGAGCCAGAUAUUUCUAUCCCUGUGAAGGUAAACGUUAGGAUUGGGGUAAGGUAAUCUGAUCCUAGAUCUGUGGUUAAGGGCAGUGUCUCUAAGCCUACUAGUAUCAUUUCUGAUAUGCAAUUACAGUGAUCUGAAAAGUCAAAUAAUUUAGACUUGAUACAACACAACUGACCCUGAGUAUGUUUAAAAUUUACUCCCUAUCUCUUCACCCCAAUCAGGUGUCAGUGCUCCCUCCAUUGAGGACUCUAUGGCGAUGGUUGCUGUGGCCCUGGGGACAUAUGGUUUGAUCAAGGUCGUCUCCUGGACAUUUAGCUCUGGUAUCUACAAUCAGUUUGAACUAAGAUACACAAAAACUGCACUAAUGUAAUGUAAGAUUUUGAAGCCGUAAAGCUACUGUGUCCAUCCAAAGAAUGAAUUUGGAUCUUGUGUGUCAAUCUAAGGCUUGACCUUUUCUUGCUUUUAUAGGGCCCGAUGAUGCUAACUCACAAGAGAAGGUAAUUGCACUUUCAUAAAUGUUGUCAGACAUAUUUUGUAGUUACAUGUAACUACAAUGUAUCUGUGGAUAUUUCCCAGCUAACAUUGUCUUGCCCAAAAAUGUUUUUAUCUCAAGCUGUAUCCCCCUAGUUAAAACUCCAGCCCAUGGAUUACGAUAUAAUAUGAUGACAUUAUGUUUGAUGUAUUAGUGAAUUUUGAAUUAGGUCUUUGGAUUUCUCCCAUUGUCUGUUUUGUUAGUUUACACACAUAAGGCUCAUCCUGAUCCUCUCUCAAUUACAGGAAGUGAAGUAAAUGUGGAAACAUCUGGGAUUCCCAGGUGAGUGUGUAAUGGAAUCAACAAAGAUGGAAUUUCAGGAAUAAACGUGUACCGUUUGUAGUAGGUUGUGGAAGGUGGUACAUGGAAAGAAGAUAUUGAGUUUCGGACAGCAGUUGACAAUUAAUUAUAUGACAAGGGGUCGGGCGAGAAAAAUAUUUUAAUAAAUGACUGAUUUAAAAAUUGACAAAUUAAAAUACUGUUUUACAACAGUGUGAGAAUUCAUCUCUAGAAGAACUCAAGAGACUUGUGCACAUGAGCAUGUGUACAUGUGGAUGCAGAUCAUUUUGUGUUGUGUUAUUAGUGGCUCUAUUGGGUUAAUUGAACCUGUAUUUAAAGAUUGAACCCUGUCAUUAUUUGCUUUCUAUGGAUUCUGAAGGUAAAUAUAAGACAAAAUCUUUUCCAAUUGGAAUAUCAUUUAUUUUCAUCAUAAAAUGUGUUGUAUGUAUAGUAAUUCUCUGGAAGUGUGUUUAUAUCAUUUGGUUUGUUUUGGGUAAUGUUUAAUUGUAUCUUGCCUUGU